AUGGGUGGCAUGGUGGGGGCAGGAAAGCCUCACUCGCUGAGUGGCAUCAGCCUGCAGCGCAUCCCAAAGUAUAUUUCAAACUUCUGGGGUCUCGACCAAUCUGGUUUCUCGAGCGCUGUCUGCACGUGCCGUGAGCACUGCCAGCACUCUGACGCGGAACUGGAGAUUCGCUUCCUUUUCCUAUCUGGUCAACAGCUGUGCUUGCGAUUCCGUCGGGAAGCGACGGUUCACACGGCGCGACAACACAUUGCCUUCCUUUGUUGUGUCCCCAAGCAGGCUGUACAGCUACUUUGUGCCGGACGUCUUUUGCAGGAGGAGGUGCAGCUUGCGUCCCUGGGCGGGGACUGCGUGCAGGUCAUCUUCAACGCAAGCUGCUUGCGCAAAGGAGGCGCCCCCACUCAGCUUGCAAAGCUGGGCGUCUGGCAUGGCUUGAAGGUUCGAUCGUGGCUGUUGAACUCCGUGGUCACUGAGUCCCAUGGUGUUCUGCGACAGUCACACAGUCUUCGUGGUGACCGUAUGAGCUUCCACUACUCUGCCAAAGAUGCAGAUGGCUCCUACGCGUUGGUUUCAAGCCGUCGGAAAGGACAUGCCGUGUGCCGACAGUUUGCAUUGGGCAUCGAGGGGUUGGACCUGUACCGUGGCAGAAUCUAUCGAUGCCUACCAGACAAGGAAUACUUGCUAUGUGACGGCUUGGGAGGACAAAGCUUUGCAGGCCGCAAGAAAGCCGCCCUGUCGGAGAUGGAGAUGCCGCACAGUGACACGCGCGAAAUGGGAUUGUUGCACUUCAAGACAAAAAGGCGUGUUGGGAGGCUGCACAUCGAAUUCGCGAUGCCGCCCUCAACGCAGGAUUGCGACCAAACGGCGAUGCUCCCGCAGCCACUCUGGAAGCUUUACCGCGAAAGGAGGUGGGAAGAACUGCAUGUCCUGUCCGGCAGCGCCGAUGAUGGGACCGUUGAGCUGCUGUUGGACGGUGAGCGCAUCUUUGGAACCCUCUAUCGGACCGCCGGACCUGCCGACCCGACCGGCUGGCAGAUGGCAGCAUAUCGCUUGAGCGAGGCACGGCGAGGGCGGCGGCUGGACGACGAGUCACUGGCAUCACCCCGCGGAGGGAACCCCUCGCGGAGCAGCUCUCGCAGGUUGGAAGCUUCCGUCAUUAACGACCGCGACCGGUUGGUUCGCGACGUGAAGGCCGUGGCCGAUGCUCAGGGUCGGCUGGUGCGUGUGAUCGAAGAUGUUUCCCAAGAGCUCUCGCAACGCUUAGCCGAGCACGAUCGCCAGCUUGCAGAUCAUUCCGUGAACCAAAUCUCCUUACGCGAUGCUCUCCACAAGUUUCAGCUGGAAGAAGUCGCUCGUCAUGAUUCGCUUGCUGCGGAAUACCUGCGGCUCCGAACCGGCGAUGGGGACGCAGCUGCCAGGCUCACAUUUUUGGAGUCCAAAGUGGUCGGCAUUGACAAGGUUCACGCAAGCCUCAACGGCAAGUUUGCCGAGCUGGAACAGGCUGCAAAUGGUCUGCCAGCAAGAAUUCAGGAUGCGCAAGUUAUGCAUCAGAAGCAUUUGCAAGACAUGUACCAGAAACUCCUUCGCAACAUGGAAGAACAAAGAGCUGAAUUCUUCCAAUUCCAGGGACAGGUCUCAUCACGCUCCCAUUCCGAUGGGCUCCUGAGUUUGCAGAAGCAGUUCGAACAGCAUCGGCAAGAGUUGGAUUCAAGACUCCAGGCAAUGGGCCCACAUGCUCUGCUUCCUCAGAUGCAGCAGCAUUUGGAGACAAGCUUGCUACAACAGCUGUCAACGCACCGGCAAGAGCUAGAUUCCAGACUCCAAGCAGUAGGACCCGAUGCUUUGCUUCCGCAGUUGGAGCAGCAUCUGGAGAAGACACUGCUGCAACAGCUGUCCACUCAGCUGUCCUCCCAAUUGCAUCAGAUACUUCAGCAACAACUGGAAGUACAUGUGCAGCCGCAGCUUCAGCAGCAACUGGAGCAGCAGGUGCAGCAGCACUUGAAGGCCCACUACUCCGUGGGGAUUCAAGAGCUGCGAGACAUGUGUGAAACAGAAGCGAGAAGAAGCAAGGACCUCGCCAGCCAGCUGAGGCAGCGCUUGCGAGAGCAAGACGGCAUUAUCGCAGAGGGUCAAGAAGCCUUGCGCCAGGAGGCUGUCAAGCGAGAACAGCAUUUGGCAGAGUUGCAGGAUGCAGCACAGCGGUUAGCGCAGACUGCAAUGGAACGUGCGCAGGCUUCCACUGAGGCUCAUGCCCACGUCUUUUCCACAUCCUCUUCUUUGGCGAAUCGCCUGGCUGUGGUGGAAGGGGAACUUCAAAGCGCUCAACGUCAGGAGAAGGAACGUCAGCAGAAGAGGAUUGCUCGACUUGAAGAGGACUUAGCGAAGUCGCCAGUGCUGUCACCGAGGGACAAAGUUGGCCCGAACGCUUUCGAUCAGCCGAACCUUCUUCGCGCUUUAGAUGAGCUUCGAGUUCAGAUCUUCGCGGAGCUCAGUGAUGCUCGAAAGCACGCUCAGCAUCUCAGCGCGCGAAUUUCGAGCUGCGAAGCCGUUGUGGCAGAGUUGCAGCAGGUGGCCAGAUCUUCGAACACGUUGCCUGCCUUCCUUGCGCAGGCGUCUCCCAAGCAUGGUGCUUCGAACAGCGACAGCUGCCCUACCACGCCUGAUUGGCCAGUGUCUGCCUGGCCGGGGCAGGGGCAGGCUGGAGAGCCAGCAAGUCGCUCAUCAAAGCUUUGCAGCUUGCCUCCACCGGAUGCUAGCCAGACGAACGGCCUGGGACCUUCCGCGGCCUCUCAGGAGACUCUGCGACGUCCUUCGGACUCACCGACUCCCAGCUCUCCGAAGGCAACUUCUACUGUCCACUCGAAAGGUGCUGCAGGUAGCUCUGGCCAUGGCUCAGCCUUGCUUGGCAACAUGCCAGAGGGUCCUAAGCUGUCCCAUGGAUCGCAUGGAGCGCUGCAGGACUCGCCUGGAAAGUCUCCUCAAGGAUCGACACGAUUUGGUGUUCUGCCACCCCCGAAGGUCACGCCGUCAACACCGCUGCCUUUGCAGGCCGAAUAG
Symbiodinium sp. CCMP2592 is the source of this 3054-nucleotide messenger RNA. The record is from the annotation of a GenBank genome assembly. NCBI's taxonomy places the organism in Eukaryota, Dinophyceae, Suessiales, Symbiodiniaceae.